AUGUCAUUAAUACGCAUAUUUCGAAGACUUAAAGCCAAAGGUCCCGCUGUAAGCGAGCGCUCACAUGACAUGCCCAUAGAUCCCAGCUCAUUUCUAAAGCAAAAGCCUGUUAGGCGCAUCUCGACAGCCCAUGCAGCUUACGGUCCAGAUACAAUCGCAAGCCUGGUAAGGCAGACGACGCCGUCUAGCCCCCGCUCAAAAUAUUCAUCAUCAAAUGAAGACGAACACGAUUCGGAUCAUUCAAGCGAUGAUAACGACAGCCUAGACUCCUUUAUCGAAGCGAACUACAAUGAGUUUGGUUGCAGCAUGGUCGAUAACGCGCAAUUGGAUUCCAAGGACCGAGAACGCGUCCGCCAAGUGCUCUCGAGCCAACCGAACCUGGUCUUCAGCGCUGAUGCAGUGCGGCAUGUAGCUAGAACCUGGGAUGCGGAAAUGAUGAAUUUUCUAAUCAAUGCGCAGGGACCCAAGGUUCAUCUAACGUGCCGAGUUGUCGAAGCGGUGCUUUUGAAUAAGAACUAUGGCAUGGAGGUAAUGGCGAGUUUACAGGAACGUGGCGCGGCCAUAAAGAUCACGAGUUCUGUAGUUGUUGCUCCGUAUGAGAAUAGGCUAUGUGGGAGGGAUAUCUUGAUGCAACUGCUUUGCGAUCCUGGCGUAUCUGUUGGGACUGAAGCUGUGGAGGUGAUUGCUGCACUUUUUGAUGUUGAGGUGGUGAGGGUCUUGCGGAGCAGGUCGGGCAUCAAGAUUACCGACAAGGCUCUGGUCGCCGCUGCUCACAACCUAGAGGGAUUAUGCAUUCUUGAGAUGUUACUUGAUUAUAAGGAUGAGGUGAAAAUGUUGGAAGACGUCGCUGUGGCAGCAGCAGGGAAUGAAAACACCGGGUGGAAGAUGAUACAGCUUCUCAUCGACCGUACGGGGAAGAUACCAAAAUCAGAGAGGAUAUGGGAGUCCGCCGCGGGAAACAAAAACCACGGAAACAAAAUAACGGGCAUCCUCUUUCAACAUCAAGGGAAAGUGCUUGCGACUGAAGACAUUAUCGUGGCUGCUGCCAGUAAUAACAUGACCGGGAAGCUGGUUAUUGACUUUCUGUUCGAACACGUUGAACAAAUAGAGCUCACAGACGUGAUAAUAAUGGCUGUCAGUGACAACUGGCACCAUAUCACCGAGAUCAUUGACAUGCUGCUCAACAAGAGCACAAACGAGAUCCAAAUGACGGCGCGCAUAGUUCCGAGUCUUACCAAAGACCCGCCGCCAGGGAUGGAGGAGAAUGUCAGAUCUAGAAUGUGUGAUACGAUCUUCUAUCUUUUGAACGGCAAGUUUAAGGACCGAGUUUCGUUUACGACUGAUGCACUUGUCCAAAUUAUGGCGUGCGGUACGCUCGACCUGAUAUCCGACCUGCUAGACUCACUCGGUGAGAAAAUAUCAAUCACUGAGAAGAUGAUAGAAGCAGUUGCAGGAGGAGAUGGUUACCGUGGUACCGACAAGAUUGUGCAGCGCCUGUUCGAACAUAAUCCCUCCGUUAAAAUAAAUGAGAGGACAGUUAUUCUUGCCGCGCAAGGAAUCACGGGGAGUAAACUCCUUAGAACUCUUUUCAACCACGAUAGCAUGUUGCGAGUUCCCCCCGAAGCAAUCGAAACAGCUGCAGAGGACAGAAGCUGGGCAAGCGAAUUGGUUGCAGUUCUUCUUGAUCAGGACCCCACAGUUCUGAUCACAGAAAAGGCCGUAGUAGCAGCGGCACGGGAUUCGUACGAACCUUACACCUUAGACCUCUUCAUUUCCAGAUGUAAAGGCGAGAUUAGGUUAACUUUACAGACACCGUACCCGCGCCCUCUCUUAGUCGAGUUCGUCAAGCGGAUCCUAGCAGAGCCACAUGAAACUCACGUCAUUGGACCUCCUUUGGAGGAAGCUGUGAAGAUAGACGAUCCGGAGAUUGUGGCACAUAUAUUGAGAAAUGAAGAGCAACCUCGCCGUUUAUCAGCCCAAGAGGCAGCUGGUGCUGUCGGUAACGAGUCUGCAGGAAAGGAAAUAACGCAAAUGCUCCUUGCCCAUGGCUUCCAGAUUGAAAUCUCAGAAUCAGUUGUUCGCAGCGCAGCUCUCAUUCACAAAGAAGGCUACCAGAUAAUGGAACUCCUUAUUGGCGACACUGAGAGAGUCGGGGUGGCUCAAACAGACGCAGAGGCGAUUGCCGCCUUGAUGCCUGCCGAAAUAGUACGGCUUCUGUUUGAGACGCGGCAAGAUAUCAGAGUAACCACGAGAGUUCUUGAACAAGCUGCAAAAAAUGGCCCGAAGACCUUGGCCGUUCUCAUCGAAGUCUUGGGCGAAUACCCACCCAUUACCGACGACAUUCUCCAAGCUGCAGCAUCCAAUGUCCAGUCUCUACAUUGGCUCUACGACAAUUAUGGCGACGACGUCGAAUUCACACAGAAGGCGGUUGAGAUCGCAGCUGGAAACUCGACGGGGAUGGAACUCCAGGCUAUGUUAAAGCGAUGGGGUAAUUCAGUUCGUAUAACAACAAAAGUGAUGGAAGCUGUUGCAACCACCUACUGGGUCUGCGACAAGGUGAGUAUGCUCUUCGAGAUGCGUCCCCGUGAAGUCUGUCUCUCGGACGAUUUCUGGAUCGCAUUCGCCGGGAGCAAGGAUGCGUACCGGGCAGAGGAAACCCUGAAGAAGCUUGCCGGAUACUGCGAUUGUAUUCGCAUUACAGCCGAUCUGGUCACUGCCGCUUUGAAGUGCGGCGUUUUAGGGGACGGGGAAUCUCUAUUGAAGACGCUUCUACGCAACAACAAGACCCGCGUCACUGCGAGCGGAGUAGAAGCCAUUGCGAGGUCAUUUGACCGAGACAUGCUCUCUUUACUAUUCGAACGUCAUGGACGGUAUAUCCAUGUUACUGAGCGGACUUUGGAGGCUGCAGCGGAGAACGAACAUUCCGGAUGGGGGAUUGUCGAGUUUCUUGUCCGCACGCAAGACAAAUCGCGUUCUUGGUGUACUGGCCGGGUUGUCGAAGCAGCUGCACGAAAUUCACAGGCUGGAAGAGACAUUCUUGAGCUGCUUCUGUGUGAGUACCCAGAGUCGCAUUUUACAACACCAGAGGUACUUAUAGCAGCUAAGGAGAAUCCUAAUAGGGAUAUAAGUAGUGAAGUUAUUAAUUUACUUUUUAGUUAA
This is a messenger RNA of Fusarium redolens, 3159 nucleotides long. RefSeq lists its product as uncharacterized. The transcript has a single exon. NCBI's taxonomy places the organism in Eukaryota, Fungi, Ascomycota, Sordariomycetes, Hypocreales, Nectriaceae. The coding region runs from base 1 to 3159 and encodes 1052 amino acids. The record is from RefSeq and is a predicted model, not a curated record.